Molecule: messenger RNA, 588 nt
Organism: Symbiodinium sp. CCMP2592
Lineage: Eukaryota; Dinophyceae; Suessiales; Symbiodiniaceae
Source: the annotation of a GenBank genome assembly
AUGAGAGGCUUCCAAUGGCUCGGAGAGUCCUUCUCCGCUGGCGGCGAGCUUCGAUCGGUCAUCAAGCAGCGAGACCUCCUUCCAGACAACAUUGACCGGCUAAAGUCAGAGAUCCCAUCUCCAGCCAUUGCGAAUACUUGCUUGCAGAAGGUGGAGAUGGCGAUUGCGUUUAUCCUGAAGUCCGGUAGCAGUCUUGGGACUGAGAAGUCAGGCGAGAUGCUCCUCGCAGACUACAUGCGGUCUGUCCUAGCAGAGAGUCCGGAGUCCUUUAUGGGAUCCGGAGCCUGCGCCGAUGUGCGCCUCUGGCAUGUAGACUCCUACGUUCGCAUCCUGAAGCAGGUCGUGAACAAGGAGCGACGAAGCCGUGUGGGCGACACGGUGACGGCUUGCUUGUCCGUGGGCUGUCUGCGGUUGGUGGAGCCUCCUCACCGGCGCUGCUGCAAGCAUUGCCCUGUCGGACACUCUGACCGUUGCCAGGAUCGAGCGGAAGCCUUGGCUGCGGAAGCAGAAGUUCGAGCGAGGCAAGGCAGUGGCGGCAGCAAGGCAGGCGACUCCAAGCCUUCCUUCUCCUUGGAGGAGAUGGACUGA